CGCGCAGCCGUCCCGGCAGGUCCCCGGGGUGAGCACCGGCCCGCGGAGGGAACCACGCAGGGCGCACGCUUGGCACCAUGAUCCAGACGCCCGCCUUCGACAAGCCCAAAGUGGAACUGCAUGUCCAUCUAGAUGGGGCCAUCAAGCCUGAAACCAUCUUAUACUAUGGCAGGAAGAGGGGGAUUGCCCUCCCGGCUGAGACCCCAGGGGAGCUGCAGGACAUCAUCGGCAUGGACAAGCCGCUCAGCCUCUCAGGCUUCCUGGCCAAGUUUGACUACUACAUGCCCGCCAUCGCGGGCUGCCGGGAGGCCAUUGAAAGGAUUGCCUAUGAAUUCGUCGAGAUGAAGGCCAAGGAGGAUGUGGUAUAUGUGGAGGUGCGCUACAGCCCACACCUGCUGGCCAACUCCAAAGUGGAACCGAUCCCCUGGAACCAGGCCGAAGGGGACCUCACCCCGGAUGAGGUGGUAGCUCUGGUGAGCCAGGGCCUGCAGAAGGGAGAGCAAGACUUUGGGGUGAAGGUGCGGUCCAUCCUGUGCUGCAUGCGCCACCAGCCCAACUGGUCCCUGGAGGUGGUGGAGAUGUGUAAGAAGUACCAGCACCAGACUGUGGUGGCCAUGGACCUGGCUGGAGAUGAGAACAUCAAAGGGAGCAGCCUCUUCCCAGGACACGUGAAGGCCUUCGAGGAGGCUGUGAGGAGUGGCAUUCACCGCACUGUCCAUGCAGGGGAGGUGGGCUCCGCCGAGGUGGUGAGAGAGGCUGUGGACACGCUCAAGACGGAGAGGCUGGGACAUGGCUACCACACGCUGGAGGACGAGACCCUUUACGCCAGGCUGCGGCGGGAAAACAUGCACUUCGAGGUUUGCCCCUGGUCCAGCUACCUCACAGGCGCCUGGAAGUGGGACACGGAGCACGCGGUGGUUCGGUUCAAACACGACCGGGCUAACUACUCACUCAACACAGAUGACCCACUCAUCUUCAAGUCCACCCUGGAAACGGAUUACCAGAUGACCAAACAGCACAUGGACUUUACCGAAGAGGAGUUCAAGAGACUGAACAUCAAUGCGGCGAAGUCCAGUUUCCUCCCGGAAGAUGAGAAGAAGCAGCUUCUUGAUCUGCUCUAUAACGCCUAUGGGAUGCCAUCUUUGGCCGCUGCAGGGCAGCAUCCCUGAAGACGUCAUGGCCACCUCUCCAAGCCCUCACCCUGUGGAUGGAGCCUCCCCAGCACUGUGGGGUUGAAUGACACUUACCUUUACUCCUUCGAGGAAGAUCGGCAUAGUCAGCUACUGCUGCUCUUGAAGCCCGUGUGCCUGUUUCUCCACACACGAAUACCUCGGCACGCCGCAUCUCUCCUCUGACUACGGGCCAGAGUCUGGUUGAAUCUGAAACCUUCCUCCUGUGGUGACUCAUGCUGAAAAUCUGGUGCUCAAUAAAGAAGCCAAUGGCUGGUACUAUGCAGC
Odobenus rosmarus divergens (Pacific walrus) is the source of this 1457-nucleotide messenger RNA. RefSeq names its product adenosine deaminase (gene ADA). The record is from RefSeq and is a predicted model, not a curated record. The transcript has 12 exons. Gene Ontology annotation, biological process: adenosine catabolic process; negative regulation of adenosine receptor signaling pathway; hypoxanthine salvage. Gene Ontology annotation, cellular component: external side of plasma membrane; cytosol. Gene Ontology annotation, molecular function: adenosine deaminase activity. NCBI's taxonomy places the organism in Eukaryota, Metazoa, Chordata, Mammalia, Carnivora, Odobenidae. Bases 78 to 1169 code for a protein of 363 amino acids.